AUGGCGAGGGGUAGCAAAAGGAAGUCUGUUGAAGAAGGAUUCUUCUUCGUUACUCAGGAUAUGCCGCUGUGGGCGACGAAGAUGAUAGAGAAGUACGAAUCAUGCUGUGAAAGGAUCGAGAAAGUUUUGAUAUCGUCGUUCGAAAAGCUUACAGCCAAGGUCGCAAAGAUUGAUGAAGUCCAGGAGUCAAUCCUCUCCCGACUGAAUGCAGUUGAAGCGUCCAUAGAAGCAAUGAAAAGAUCUGUUCCUAUGACACAGAACGCCUUGUAUUCCACCAUCGUAAAGAUCGGCGAAAACAUGCCGCCACCAAUAAUGAUGGACGCGAAUCACAAGACAGUAAAAGAAGAAAAUCGUGCCGACAACCGUUCUUCAAUGACUGAUUGUUGA
Cooperia oncophora is the source of this 387-nucleotide messenger RNA. The record is from the annotation of a GenBank genome assembly. Lineage: Eukaryota; Metazoa; Nematoda; Chromadorea; Rhabditida; Trichostrongylidae.